Messenger RNA from Biomphalaria glabrata, 2547 nucleotides. RefSeq names its product serine/threonine-protein kinase pakH-like. The transcript is spliced from 13 exons. Bases 344 to 2347 code for a protein of 667 amino acids. Gene Ontology annotation, biological process: protein phosphorylation. Lineage: Eukaryota; Metazoa; Mollusca; Gastropoda; Planorbidae. Gene Ontology annotation, molecular function: protein kinase activity; ATP binding. The record is from RefSeq and is a predicted model, not a curated record.
AAACUCAAACUAACGGCUUAUAUUUUAUUCGGGACAUAGACUAGAUCUAGAUCUACAUACAUACGCCUUAGAUCUAGUUUUUCAACGUUUUUUUUUUAUUUUAAUCUAGACUAGAGUCAAUAUAGUCAUUUAUGAUUUAUAGAUAGUCUAAAGUCUAAGAUAGGCCUAUUCACUAUUCAGAGAAUCUAGAUCUAGAUCUAGUAGUAAAGAUCUAGAUUCUUGGUAAACAACGUUGCCAGAGAGGCUUCUUACUGACUAAUGAUUCUGAAAACUUUUCUCUUGUUGUUGGACAGCCAUGUAUCAUUCAGGAGCCCUUUAAUCUAUUUGUUAACUGUUGUAUUUAAUGGCUUGGUGUAAACAAGGACUGGGUGAUGAUGCUCUCACUGCCUUUAUAUUUAAAGGAGAUGGAGACAAACAUGAAGACAACUGGAAGAAACUUGAAAAAAUAGGUGUAGGUGCGUAUGGUGAAGUGUUUAAAGCCAAAGUUCAACUUGCUGCCAAUGAGUGUGAAAUAGCAGUUAAGCAGAUACACAUUGACAAGGAAAAUGCAAAGAAAUCUGCUGAAACUGAAUUGAAUGCCUACAACAAACUGUCUCAUGAAAGAAUUGUCAAAUUUUAUGGAUUCUGUUCAUAUGAUUUUGAGAUGUUCAUCUUUAUGGAAUAUAUGCAUCUAGGCUCACUGGCAAGCUACAUUGGAAAAAAUGGAGCCCUGAAGGAAGAUCAUGUUCGACAUUUUAGCAGACAACUUGUUGAAGGAAUCAAUUAUCUUCAUAAUAAAAAUGUUAUACAUAGGGACAUAAAAAGUGUUAACAUUUUGAUGAAGGAUAAAGGAAAUGUUAAACUGACUGACUUUGGAAUAUGUAAAAUACUUGAAGAUGUUUCUAAAGCUUCCACAACAAACAUUGGUACUAUAAGAUAUAUGGCACCCGAAAUGUCACAGCCUAAUUAUGGGCAUUCUGUCGAUAUUUGGGCAUUAGGCUGUGUAGUGCUGGAAAUGCUGACAGGAGAAAUGCCUUUUUCUAAAAUAGAGUAUCAACAAGUUCAGUAUGUACUGUACAAAGCAGAAGAAACUCCUUUGAAUCAUUUAAAAUGUGAUCUGCCUGUAGCAUCAAUGGAAUUUCUUCAGAAAUUGUUGAAAGUCAAUUCGUCAGAAAGACCUAAAAUCCAAGAUCUCUUGAAUAAUGACAAUUAUAUUACAGGUGCCAACAGCUUUUCUAUGCAACUACUACUAGAAGAAAAUACAAUUCUCAAAGAUGAACUUGCUCAAUGCUUGAGCCGUAUGGAAGAGAUGGAAAACAAAAACAAACAACUUAUUCAAGAACGUGAUGAACACUUGAAGAUUUGUGAAUUGGAUAAAACUAGAACAGAAUCAUGCAAUCUGACAACAUUUGAGAAAGCUGCAAUUAAUGAGAAUAAUUUGGAGAGAUCAUUUAAUUUGCUAACUGAAGACCUAUCAAAAUCAGGGACCAUUACUCCAAUGGAAGAUAAUCUCUUAAAUUUCAAAGAGUGUUCACAAAAUCCUUGCCACACUGGCUUUAUACCUGUGCAGAAUUUGAAAAGGGAACAUUUGCCUGUUGAUUAUCAAAAAAAUUUAAGUACAGCCAUUCAAGCAAUGGCUGACUUAACAGUUAAAGUGACAGUCUCCUUGGUGAGCCCUGGCCGGCCUGCAGUGUGGCCCCAGCACAUCAAUAAGCCAUAUCCUACUGGCAAAAGCGGACGGCUUGGAAGUGGGAUAGUUUGUGGCCUAGAAAAAAUUACAAGAGGAGUGAGACAAGGUGGGAGCAUACAUAAAAAGCUGACAACUUGCCCAUGCAAUGAGUGCAAAUACUCACCCACACCUAAGCAAGAGUGGUGGGAGGCCACGGUGCAAACAGCCAAACAGCUCAUCUUUGAUAACACUGAGGCCAAUUCUGCUAACUGUAUGCUGUUUUAUGAUUCCUAUAAUAGUCAUGAGUCAUAUCUUAACAGCUUUACUAUGGCUAACUCUAGCACUGAAAUGGAUCUGUGUAGGAUAAAAUGUACAAUCUGUGAUCCUCAAAUAGCAGACAAACUAAAGAACUCAUUAGAACUGAUGGAUUUUAGUCUUAAGAAACUAGAUAAGGAGUUAGAGAGAUUAAAAGAUGUAGACAAAUUAGCAGUUUUUGUGUCUCAUCCCCAUGGACUACCCAAGCAUGUCAGCCUUGGCAAAUGGAAGGAAAAAAUCCUGGUAGGAGGCAAGAAACCAUACUAUCAGUUUACAUACUCUACCAAUGCAUGUGAAGGCUGUCUUGGAGCAUUUGUUUAUUGUUUGGGGUAUAGUGGACUUACAUGGUGGAAAUCUACCAUCUAUGGAGGCCCUUACGUUUAAACCUUCCUUAUUUAUUUUUUUAUCUUAUCUUAUCUUAUAUAAUACAGACGUUACUUCAAAAAAGAAGAUGAUUACGUCCUACGCGUCAUGCAUUUAGUCAUGCAUAUUAACCAAUGACUUAAAUUCUGCCAAGUCACUGGUUUUCCUGGCUAGCUCAGGCAACCCAUUCCAUGCUCUAAUAGCACUAGGGAAGAAGGAGU